CUCUACUACUCUUUCUCUUUGUUGAUGUGACUGAUAAAAUAGGGCAGCAGGGAGGGAAGGAAGUUUGAUAAGGAUAAUUGUGAUAAUAUUAUUACGUAUUAUUUUAACUUGUUCGCUUUGUUUAAUUGUAACAAAUUUGGACAUUUCGAAUUAAAUGGCUCCAAUUCAAAGUGAAGGCUUGAAGAAUUCCAAAUUGACAGUCAAACGUCUCUGGAGCAAACUAGUGAAACCUAAAGAAAAGAUUAAAAUAGAUAAACCCGAUGAUGACCUGGUACUGGAUUCUGUGCCUGAUUAUGCCUGUAAUGACAAAACCGAAAAGGAGACUGAUGAAAACUCCUCUACUCGGAGUGAAACUAGUAAAAGUGAACAAACAAUUCCUGAUACUGAUGGAGGAUUCACAAAAGAUGAAGAAAUCCCACAAGAAGGGGAAGAAGAAAAAAUACAAGAACCAAGGAGGACAAGACAAAAGAAGCCCAAAAAUUCAGAUUCCCCAACACAGAUAGUCUACAAUAUGAAUGUUUCUAAUGGUAAAGUCCACAUCGGAGAUGAAAUUGUUCAAACAUACAAUAUUCAACAAAACUACAAUGCCAGGAUUCCCAAAAAGGAGGAAAAGUCAUCAGAGAAGAAAAAGGUUAUCAAAACUUCGCAGGUGGAAGCUGUACUUCAAUCGAACGUAACUUUGGAGUCUGCCCACAUAGCAUAUUUGUCAAACCAUUUUGGAAAGAAAUGGAGAGACAUUGGAAAACCCCUGGAGUUUUCAAAUGGUGACCUGGACAUCAUUGAAAACAAAUGUGAAAAUGAUGUAAAAAAGAUGUCAUUUGAAAUGCUGAACAUAUGGAUGAUGAGGUCUGGAGACCAAGCAACUGUGGGGAGAUUGUGUACGAAGUUGUGGAACACGAAGCUCAUAAAUGCCAGAGAAGCUGUGAAGUUGUUGGCUGACAACUUCUCCGACUUCAACUGAACACCGCAUGAGAUGAUAUCUGACUCUAACAGAUAAGGUAUUAGGCUUAGUGGCGUAUUCAAACUGUUUGAAAAAAAAAACAUGUUUGAAGCAAAUUUUAGAACUCUGAAAGAAAUUAAUUGAUAAAGGGACAAAUUUAUUUUAUAGGCCAAUUGACAAAAGGCUUUUGAUUGAAUUGUUUUUGGAAGGGUAAAAUUUUGCCUCUUAGGCUAAGACCACACGGGCGUUUUUCACGCAAGAACGCAGCGUGAAAAACGCAAGAAAUAUGGGCAGCAUUAAAUGUAAUGAUGUAUGCCACACGGAGUGUGUUUUCACGCAGAUUUGGCGCGUCUUUAAAAUCGACCGCUGCGGGCCCGCAGAAGAAUGGACUGGGGUGUAUUUUUGAAGCUUGUUUUCAAGCUCUGUCCCUGGCCACACGGGCAGGAGCAACACGCAGCUUUGAUCAAGUCGUCCUAGCAAGUUAAAAUAAAUAUAAAUGUAUCUAAUUUUGUCCAGGAUAACAUAAAAUAUUUUUGGGUCUAGCCAAUUACACAGUAGACCUACACGUUUUAUCUUAAACAAAGGUCGACCUUACUGGACCACUUAAUAAUUUGUUACUAAGGAAAGGCAUUUAGUUGGACUAAAAAAUUUAAAGAGACAUUUAUGUAUUAGAAUAUUCAAAGAUCCGAUAAAAAUCUUGUCAUCAAAAUAAUUAACUUAUAUUAUACUUAUUUUUUUAUACUAAAUGUCAAAAAAAAAUAAUUUUAGUGUUGUUCUCGUAUCAAAACUAAUAUAUUAUAUUUAUUCCUAUACUAAAUGUAAAUAUUUAAAUGACAGGUUAACAAAAUAAAAUAAUUUUAGUAUUGUUUUUGUAUUGAAAUCAAUAUACCAUUCAUAUUUCUUGUUCACUAGUCAGAAACAAGGUUACUAUUCUGGCCAUGAGGAAGACAUAUAACAUAAUUACGUGAAUUCGUCAAUCAACUGCGGGUUCCCACUGCAUUUUGCCGCUCCUGGACUUCAACCGGUUUGAGAAUAAGCUACAUUUUACUGUGUGAAAAAACCGCACGUGUGGCAUACAACAGUGGGAAUUCAAGCAGCGUAAAAAUAAGCUACAUUUUACCGCGUGAAAAAACGCCCGUGUGGCCGUGGCCUUAAAAGAAGUGAUUUACUCAAAAUAGAAACUAGUAAAAAGAAACAGAACUUUGAAGGAACUUUUGUACAGAAAGUAUUCUGAUUAAGUAUCAACAAGGAAAAAUUGACCUAUAUUACCAUUCCAAAAUAAUACUUAGCAUUUAAUUACUUGUUUUCAGUUAACCUAUUUUGUAAGUGGAAUAAAUAUAGUGCGUUAUAGCAUUUAAACUUUUAAAAAUAAACAUAAGUGUAAGUGUUAUCUGUGAUUUCUUUAAGUAGAUGUUCUAGUUAAAUCUUAGUGCCUUAAAGAAGUGAAAAUAAUGGUGCCUUGGAAUAAAGAUUUAACAGUAGUACAUUCUGUCUCUUUACAUACUUAUACUUGGGUAUUUUAGUGUUUUAAUGUGUAUUUUACUGUAGAAUUUCUUCCAACAAGCAUUUUCUAGCCUUAGGUAAUUUUUUCAUGUAAUAUUUUCACACAGUCAAAAUGUUAAAAUCAACUAUAGAUCUCACAUACCACAGUAAGAUAGUGUCAAGGUGUAGUAUCAAUGUACUGGUUGGGAAAUUUAUUUUGCUGCUAUCAGUAAUAUCUAAAACAAUGUACAAAUUUUAAACGUAUGUAUGCGUUAAAGUCAACCAGCUGAAGAAAAUUUUAAAGUUAGUUCCGUCAUGGACUCGUUUUUGUUUACAUUUGUUUCUUGUUACCUAUAUCAAUACCGGUACUAUUUUUACCAAAUUAAACUAUCUAAGUAUAAACAAUAGCUCUUCCUCUGGCUUAAACCCAAAAUGUUUAGACCAAAUCAUAAAAUAAGAGGAAAAACAUUUCUUUGACACUAGCGCUCAGUGUCACCAAAAUGAACUACAUCAAACAAGCUUCAGAUUCUACAAUGGGAUGAGAAGUCUACUUGUGUUAUUUAUUCUAUGAUUGAUCCUUUUAUUCCAAAUGCUAAACUACUCAGGGCAAGUUUAUAAGCUUAGCUGUCAAGUAAACAUGCUUGCCUAUUAAUAUAUAGAUAGAUUGCAGUAAAGUAACUAAUCAUAAAAAAACAUACUCUGGUUAGGAAAUUUUUAAACAUAAAAAAUGAAAUGCCAUUAACAGAAGUUGAUCUACCCCCAGACAUAUAUAGGGUUCAAAAGGAGCAAUUACAGCUUAUUUUGUCGAAAUUUAACAUAAAAUAUAGGGAUGAGGACCUUGUAGCCGAAUUGAGACCCAUUGUAGCUGACCUUAAAGCUUUUGUAAAAAAUAAUUGGUCUGAAGAGAAAAAGUUUAUCUUAAAGAAACUUUGGAGUAAAAGAUGUCUUUCGGAAGCUGAACUGUUAAUACACCCUUCAUUGAAUCGCAUUCACAAAUUUAUAAGUGAUAGGGAAAACUUGUAUGACACCCCAGCUAGUGACAGUGAGGAGGACGAAAAUUACGAGGACAUUGACAUAGCAUCAGAGGACUUAGGAGAGAUCCAAUUAGCCGGCACAUCUUUAAACGUACAUUUACCACAACCCUUAAACAAUACAGUCUGUUACGUAAAUCAGCCACCUUUAGCAAACAAUAUGAGAAAACCGAAAGAAAAUUUACCAUUAAUUUCUACUGGUACAUACCACGGUGUAGUCACGGAAAACCCCAGCGAUUUCAUAGAUAAAUACGAAAUCGCAGCUCAAUCAAACAAUUGGCAGGAAACUUCAAAAUUAAAUUUAUUCCCAGCCCACUUAGCGGGAACUGCACUCACUUGGUACCAACACUACAUGAAAGGGAGAUUAAUUGAUAGUUGGGAUGAACUUAAAAACACCUUUAUAAGUACAUUCACACCCGUUGCACAAGCUCAAACAAUUCAAAACAUUUUGGAUAAAAAAGUACAAGGGCAGGAUCAGCCGGUGCUGACGUAUUACUUAGAAGUACUAACACUAUGUAAACGUCAUGACCCCGAAAUGCCGCACGUGUGGCAUACAACAGUGGGAAUUCAAGCAGCGUAAAAAUAAGCUACAUUUUACCGCGUGAAAAAACGCCCGUGUGGCCGUGGCCUUAAAAGAAGUGAUUUACUCAAAAUAGAAACUAGUAAAAAGAAACAGAACUUUGAAGGAACUUUUGUACAGAAAGUAUUCUGAUUAAGUAUCAACAAGGAAAAAUUGACCUAUAUUACCAUUCCAAAAUAAUACUUAGCAUUUAAUUACUUGUUUUCAGUUAACCUAUUUUGUAAGUGGAAUAAAUAUAGUGCGUUAUAGCAUUUAAACUUUUAAAAAUAAACAUAAGUGUAAGUGUUAUCUGUGAUUUCUUUAAGUAGAUGUUCUAGUUAAAUCUUAGUGCCUUAAAGAAGUGAAAAUAAUGGUGCCUUGGAAUAAAGAUUUAACAGUAGUACAUUCUGUCUCUUUACAUACUUAUACUUGGGUAUUUUAGUGUUUUAAUGUGUAUUUUACUGUAGAAUUUCUUCCAACAAGCAUUUUCUAGCCUUAGGUAAUUUUUUCAUGUAAUAUUUUCACACAGUCAAAAUGUUAAAAUCAACUAUAGAUCUCACAUACCACAGUAAGAUAGUGUCAAGGUGUAGUAUCAAUGUACUGGUUGGGAAAUUUAUUUUGCUGCUAUCAGUAAUAUCUAAAACAAUGUACAAAUUUUAAACGUAUGUAUGCGUUAAAGUCAACCAGCUGAAGAAAAUUUUAAAGUUAGUUCCGUCAUGGACUCGUUUUUGUUUACAUUUGUUUCUUGUUACCUAUAUCAAUACCGGUACUAGUUUUACCAAAUUAAACUAUCUAAGUGUAAACAAUAGCUCUUCCUCUGGCUUAAAACCAAAAUGUUUAGACCAAAUCAUAAAAUAAGAGGAAAAACAUUUCUUUGACACUAGCGCUCAGUGUCACCAAAAUGAACUACAUCAAACAAGCUUCAGAUUCUACAAUGGGAUGAGAAGUCUACUUGUGUUAUUUAUUCUAUGAUUGAUCCUUUUAUUCCAAAUGCUAAACUACUCAGGGCAAGUUUAUAAGCUUAGCUGUCAAGUACGGCACUUAACUCCUGAAUUUGACGUCAUCAAAAGUCAAGAUCAAUACUAUUGUGAGCACACUUGGAUAGCGUUUACAGUCUCAUUUCCUUCUAAUGCCUUCUAAUGCCGCAGGUGAAUGGCGUGUAAAGUCACUGGAUAAACUUUUUCCAGAGCAUUUUAAUAGCAGCUUAUGAGCCAGUGCAGUAAGUACACUGGGCUAGUUUUUCAGCUGUGCGUAAAAAAGCUGGUGUGUAAACUCGGCCUGUACAAUCGAGCCUUUGCUCAACUCUUUCUUAGCACGAGUCUAUGGCG
Macrosteles quadrilineatus (aster leafhopper) is the source of this 5340-nucleotide messenger RNA. RefSeq lists its product as uncharacterized. The record is from RefSeq and is a predicted model, not a curated record. The transcript is spliced from 5 exons. NCBI's taxonomy places the organism in Eukaryota, Metazoa, Arthropoda, Insecta, Hemiptera, Cicadellidae. Gene Ontology annotation, biological process: signal transduction. Bases 155 to 961 code for a protein of 268 amino acids. Gene Ontology annotation, molecular function: protein binding.